AUAAUUUUAGCUUUAUUGACAUCCACGUCAGUAAUGGUCAUGUCAACGUUAUCUUACCUUCUCCUCAUCUUCAUCAUCGCUUCCUCAACCAGCGCGGAAAACGCCGACAACCAUCCACAAGCCUACACCACCUUCUCACCGUCCAAGAUACCGAAAUCAGGCAAACCAGCAGGCCGGACCGAAGAGGAACCCCUUGACGAGGUCCUCUAUUUCGAUGACGUCAUAGUGGAGAACGAGCGGUCCAGGAAGGACGCCAAAAUGUGGGACCAUUGGGGCAAAUGGUCCCCCUGCAGCGUGUCCUGCGGGGUGGGAAAGAUGACUCGAUGGAGGCACUGCAUCUCCAAGGCUUGUGCCUCGGGAGACAAGGAGGCUCAGAUCAAGACCUGCACGCUGUCGCCUUGCUGAUCAGAUGACGUGUAUUGUGGAGUUUUUGAAUAAUUAGGAAUUCGUCAACAAAUUGAGAUGUACCUGGUAGCUAUAGGAAUUCAAUAAUUAAAGGGGAACAUAAAGAGAAAAACAACCUCAAUUCCAUGGUUUGUUUCACAGGAGGAGAAGUUGAAGAUACCUACUCCUACUCACUGUUUCAUAUAUACAGGUCCAAUGAAGGUGAACAGUGCUUCUUCUUUAAAUCUUGUAGGGACCAAACCCAAGGUAGACCAUCAAACCAAUAACUUUUUGGUAAAACAACUGAAAGUUUCUUCAGUUUCCAAUAUAAAUUCUCAUUU
Phaedon cochleariae (mustard beetle) is the source of this 725-nucleotide messenger RNA. The record is from the annotation of a GenBank genome assembly. NCBI's taxonomy places the organism in Eukaryota, Metazoa, Arthropoda, Insecta, Coleoptera, Chrysomelidae.